Messenger RNA from Hyaloscypha bicolor E, 2043 nucleotides. RefSeq names its product HET-domain-containing protein. The transcript has a single exon. Lineage: Eukaryota; Fungi; Ascomycota; Leotiomycetes; Helotiales; Hyaloscyphaceae. The record is from RefSeq and is a predicted model, not a curated record. Bases 1 to 2043 code for a protein of 680 amino acids.
AUGCAGCUUGCCGCUCGACAUGCCAGGCUGUCAAUUCUCUUCCCCUGUUCCCUAGCCCUCCCACAUCUUGGAAAACGAUUUGACCCUGCCUUGGGGUGGCAUUCAUAUCGCAGUAUUCCCUCACAAGUAUUUCGCUCUCAACGCGGCGAGAAAACACAUACCGGCUUCAACCCGUUCUGUCGAGAUUUCUCCACCCUUCGAUACAACCCACUGGACUCAUCGCAAAGCACGGGACCUUUCAUUCGUUUGCUCGAACUCCAUCCUGGAGGUGCUAGCAGUCAGGUCGAAGCUUCGUUGAAAGAAGUAUCUCUAUCUUCAGAGCUGGAAUAUGAAGCAGUUUCCUACUGUUGGGGCGAUCCGAAAGAUGUCAGCACAAUCCUUUGCAAUGGGCAACAACUUCAUGUACCUCGACGACUCAAAGUUGCGCUUCGAAAUAUGCGAUAUCUUGACAGAACAAGGAUGCUAUGGGCAGAUGCAAUUUGCAUCAAUCAGUCGGAUAACGCGGAAAAGGAAAGCCAGGUACAGCUUAUGCGGACAAUUUUCUCAAACGCUCAGAGAACGCUCAUCUUCCUCGGAGAUGCCGAGGAAAAGCAAACACACAAGAUGUCAAAAUUCGCUCUCCGGACCAUCCAAUUUGGGCUGUCAAUCUUCAAACGUCGAGUGGACUUGCUCGCCAGUCCUCAAGUCCGGGUUUGGGAUGGAAAUGACGGACGAUGCCGCACCGUGGCUCCGUUCUCUUACGAAUUCUACCUUGAGCUAAUUGGAAUGCUGCGAAUGCCCUGGUUCCAACGAGCCUGGGUUGUCCAGGAAGUCGCUGUGUCUGCAAAAGCAACAAUUUUCUGGGGCUCAUCUCAGUACGAUUGGGAAGACGUGAUACAGUCUCUGAAAUUCAUGUCUCAAUUUAACUUCCCAUUGGCGUUCAUUGUUACCCUCGAGAAUAUCUCAACGAUUGAGGAGGAGCGAACAUUUUAUAGAAAGGGACAAAACAGACUCAACGGAGUACUUUUGAGGCACCAGCGGUGCAUGGCUACAGAUCCGAGAGACAAGAUCUAUUCGUUUUGUGGACUUGUUGACACGUCAUCCGGCCACCACAAUCCUGUUCGAAUAAGUUACGAGGACGACGUAGGUACCAUAUACCGUGAAGUGGCGCUGAAGAUAUUGGGCGAAGAUCAGUCUUUAGAUUUAUUGAGCCGGCCACCUUCGUUAGCGGGAUCUCGCAUGAACAAUCUUCCUUCGUGGGUGCCUGACUGGAGUAUUUCGUCGGCUUCAACAUUGACCUACGCCUGGGGCCACGGGCCCCUUUCACUCGCUGGUGCAGAACUCCCCAGUGCCCAGGAAACCCCUCGUUUUUCAGCAUCUCGUGGAGCAAAAUACUCUCCUAAGCUGUCCGGCGCCGAUGCUCUUUUAGUCGAAGGCCACCAAUUCGAUAAAAUUGUCGAGAUAGGACCAAUAUUUGAGGGUGUACAGAUCCCCCACACCGUCAGGUCCCUUCCCGAGAUCGCACGAGAAUGGAAGCGCUGCCUCUCCACCCUUUACCGUGCACGAAAUUUGUUCGUGCGCUGGCAGCAGGUCGCCGACGUACGCUCCCACGGACUCUACAUAACUGGCGAAACCAUGCGUGAAGCAUUUCUUCAGACGCUCUCCGCGGCCGAGAUAAACGACUCCGAGCGAGUUCGACUGGAAUUGGAGCUCUGGGACAAAGGGACAAGUUUUCCGUUCGGACUCAUGUAUAGUGCUUUUGUCCUUGUUCGAAACUUUCUCACAAAUAGGCCUUUCUUGCUAUUUGAGAUUCAGGGUCGUUAUGCGUUGCAUCGGAGGGUGGUGCGGACGCAGGGUGGAUUGCUUGGUCUUGCUUCUCAUGCUACGGAAGUUGGCGACGAGGUUGUGAUUUGUAAGGGUUCAAGUGUCCCGUUGAUUAUGAGGAGGUGUGGGGAGGGCGAGGGCGAGGGAGAGGUUAGGCUUAUUGGAGAUGCAUAUGUUCAUGGGAUUAUGAGAGGGGAGGCUUUUGAUGAUGACAAGUGUCAGAAUAUUCUCAUCAAAUGA